AAACCCAGCAGUUGGUUCCCAGUCGGCCUCUGGUCUUUCAGCAGAGUGACGUCAUGGGGGGCUCAUCAUCUUCUCAGUCCAAGCCAGAAGAGGAACCUGUGACGCGCAGCAGCAGCUUUGAAUUCCUGCCACCUAACAUGUCUGAGCUGAGGGUUGUUCUGCUGGGGAACAGCUGGUCUGAAAAGAGUUCAGUGGGGAACUUCAUACUGGGAGAGACUAAGUUCAACACUCAGGAAGAACCAGACGACUGUCUGAGAGUCAGUGGACGAUUGAAGGGGAAAGAAAUAGUUCUGAUCAACACCCCAGAUCUGCUGCUUCCCAGCAUCUUACAACAGAGUCUGAGAAGACCUCUAGAAAACUGUGUGAGACUCUCUGAUCCUGGACCUCAUGUGUUCCUGCUGGUUCUACAGCCUGAAGACUUCACUGAGGAACACAAACUGAGGCUCUGCAGAGUCCUGGAACUCUUCAGUCAUAGAUCAUUUGAUCAUUCACUGGUUCUGAUAUCAACACCCAGAGAGGAGAGCUCAGGUUUCAUGGAAAAAUACAUGAACCAUCCUCCCUUAAAGGAGAUGAUCAGAAAAUGUCACUACAGGUUUCUGUGGAGGAAAAACCUUGAACUUCCAGAGCUGUUAACUCGCCUGGGUCAGGUUGUGAAAGAGAACAAUGGAAAGCCUCUGAGCUUAAGAGAUAUGUCACCCAUGAUGUUCAGCAUCAGAUGUGGAUUUCAGGAGUCUGCCUAUUUAAGAGAAAUUGCAAGCAGCAGCAGCAAUGGCCACCAGCAGUCUGUGCGUAAGUUCAACUGA
Messenger RNA from Micropterus salmoides (largemouth bass), 803 nucleotides. Its product is annotated as GTPase IMAP family member 2-like. The record is from RefSeq and is a predicted model, not a curated record. The coding region runs from base 54 to 803 and encodes 249 amino acids. NCBI's taxonomy places the organism in Eukaryota, Metazoa, Chordata, Actinopteri, Centrarchiformes, Centrarchidae. The transcript is spliced from 4 exons. Gene Ontology annotation, molecular function: GTP binding.